AAUUGAGGCGACGGCUUGUUGUGCUCUUUUAUUUGAGAAAAGAAUAUCUUUGACACAAAACAGAUUGAGAUCUGAUGAAAUUACCAUUCGGAAUUUUAGUAUUAAUUCUAUACUGUAUCCCAACAUCCUUUUGCGUCCUUUCCAAGCACCACAAAACAACUGUAAUGCCAGGAAAAUGGAGCAAAUGGGGGAAAUGGGACCCGCAUUGCAGCGUCACCUGUGGUUUGGGAGUAAGGAGACGAGUGAGAGUCUGCAGCUACAAAGGAAAAAACAGGAAAUUAAGAUGCAAGGGCAACAGAGGUCAAAUGACUAACUGUGAUACUAAAGUGACAUGUCCUGUUCAUGGAGGAUGGUCGACAUGGGUGUCCUGGGACUGUUCAGUCACCUGCGGAGGUGGAUUUGGCGUAAAAAGGAGAACUUGCACCAAUCCGGCGCCAAUGUUCAAAGGCAACUUUUGCGAAGGAUUGAACGAGGAAGAAGGGAACUGCAAUGAGCAAAAAUGUGCUGAUCAAGUUUUCACACUUUCUCCAAGCACUGCACAAGGAGUAAAAGACGCAAUUAACAGGGAGCAUUAUAGUUUUGAGAAGCGGGAAGGAUCCAAUAUCGAUUUAUCGUGUGCUCCUCAUUUGGCUCAGAAAAUCUACAAGGAGUAUCCAACUUCUGUUCUAUUCUGGACUAAGGAUGGUAUUGUCCUUGAAUUAGAAAAGAAACGAAUGUCAAUGACUUUAACCGAUCUGACUAUUCUUGAAAUGCAAAUAGAAGAUAGCGGAGUAUAUCUUUGCAGUAUGCGCUACGCUCCAGGGGUUGUGAAGCCAUUAAAAGUGGCAGCAGUAGCAGUAAUUCCCAAACUUCCCAACGUGGAACUUCCAGAAGAGGAAAAAGUCACCCUUAUCUGCCGAGGAGCCCAGCUAGAGAAGAUUUAUAAGAAUCUGAAUCAAGCAUGGUUCCUCAAUGACACUGAAUAUAAGAAUUUUGAAAAUGCUUCCGUUCUGGAAAGUAAUUCGUAUGAAAUUGAUGAAAUCACCUCAAAUAUGACAGGUAUUUGGAAGUGUAAAAUCAAGCAUCCUGAAAAAAACUGGGUUUGGACUACUAACAUCAUUCGUUUAAAAGUACUGCCGCCUCUCCCACUGUUUUUGAAGCUAUUGAAAAAUCGAAAUUUUCUCCUCAUUUUUAUCACAAUUACCUUUGCAACAGUCCUGGCAGUCGGAAGUUGCAUCGGUUAUAAGAUAAGCAAAGCGCGGGAAAAUUAUCUUUCUGAUUUUCAAAUGUGGCGGACGAUUUCUCUUCGUGAGGAAGAGCAAGAAAAGGACUCGCUAAUGGACUGGGAAAUUAACGAAGAAGAAUACUUGUUUUAACGAACUCCGGAAGACGGCUUUUAAUCAACAAAACGAAUAAUAAGCAACAUCUGAAUAAGCCA
This is a messenger RNA of Argiope bruennichi, 1417 nucleotides long. RefSeq lists its product as uncharacterized. The coding region runs from base 75 to 1355 and encodes 426 amino acids. NCBI's taxonomy places the organism in Eukaryota, Metazoa, Arthropoda, Arachnida, Araneae, Araneidae. The record is from RefSeq and is a predicted model, not a curated record. The transcript is spliced from 4 exons.